UCGUCACAAUACCUGGGUGCUCGGGGAGCGCGAACCAUGAGCCAGUUGCACGUGAACCAAGAGAUGCUUCACAACUGCAUGGCAUCGCUCGCUAACACUGCGGCGCAAAGACCUUCAAGGCGCAUCGACCCAGUCGAGGUGCUCAUCAAGCUCAAGAAUUGUGGCAAGGAGUACGAGCACUUCACAGGCAGCGUCAGGCUCAAGCACUCCCCGAAGCCUUGUUUUCGGGUGUGCAUCGUCGGCGGCGAGCAAGACAUUCAAGAAGCCGCGGCCAACCAGUUGGAUUUCUUGGACUUGCCGACAUUGAAAGAAAUCGGCAAGGUCCCCGCAGUGGCCCGAGUUCUCGCUAAGAAGUACGACGCUUUCUUGGUGUCGAAGCCUCUACUCAGCCAGUUCAACGCCUACUUGGGCUACGCUGUGGUAGGCGAGCACAAAGCGCCCGUCGGAUUCUCGCCCGAACAGCCCAUGAUGGCCAAGAUCAAGGAGGCUGAGAACACAGCCAAGAUUCGCUUGAAGGGCGGCGCCUGCAUCACAACCGCUACGAUCAUCAUCAUCACCAUCGCCACCAUAAUUGCCACGCGCCUAGAAGACUUCUGUGCCUGGAACACUUCGAAUCAACAGCAACGACACACUUUAGGCGCCCGUAUAGUCGGCACUUCGUCAAUCGACCGCACCGCUAUGUCAGACAGCGACGAGGAGCCGGAGUACGUGGAGCCCAAGCGGCAAGUCCUGUCGCCCGGCGACAUGAAGCGCUGGACCGAGAGCGAAGCGUACGGCGAGUACGUCGGCUUCGUUCUCGCCCUCAACGAGCGGGUCAAGGGCAAGAAGCUCACCGACGCCUUCCACGUCUCCGAGGUCACCUCGGCUCUGCUGUCCGUGCUGGACACGCUGGACCGCUGGGUGCGGGAGACGCCGCCCGUCAGCCAGCCGCAGCGGUUCGGCAACACGGCCUUCCGGACGUGGCUGGGCAAGGUGAACGACGAGAGUCGACGGCUGCUGGGCGACGCGCUGCCGGCCAGGUGCCGGCCGGCCCUGGUGGAGCUCGUGCCUUACUUCGACGACAGCUUCGGCAACUCGACGCGCAUCGAUUAUGGCACGGGCCACGAGAUGAGCUUCGCCAUGUUCCUGUGCUGCCUGUUCAAGAUCGGGGCCUGGGCGGAAGAGGAUUCUGACGCCGUAGUCCUGGCCGUAUUCCAAAGGUACCUGGAGCUGGUGCGUCACCUCCAGCUGGAGUACCGCAUGGAGCCCGCCGGCAGCCACGGUGCCUGGAGCCUCGACGACUACCAGUUCCUGCCGUUCAUCUGGGGCAGCGCUCAGCUGGUGGGCCAGCACGCGAUACAGCCCAAGUCCUUCCCGACACCAGGGUUCGCGCAGAGCUGCUCGCGCGACUACAUGUUCAUGGGCUGCAUCGAGUUCAUCUGCAAGAUGAAGAGCGGCCCCUUCCACGAGCACUCUAACCAGCUGUGGAACAUCAGCGCCAUCCCCAGCUGGGCCAAGAUCAACGCGGGCCUGAUCAAGAUGUACAAGGCCGAGGUCCUGGGCAAGUUUCCGGUGGUCCAGCACGCGGUGUUCGGAAGACUGCUUCCGUUUUGCCCCCACCGGAAACUGGACCCGACGAAAUAAGAGACUGUCCUCUUGAUUAUCGCGCGAUAUCGCAUUUAUUAAAGCCAAUAUGCUGGUACAUACAUUCGUUGUAAAA
Dermacentor albipictus is the source of this 1699-nucleotide messenger RNA. The record is from RefSeq and is a predicted model, not a curated record. NCBI's taxonomy places the organism in Eukaryota, Metazoa, Arthropoda, Arachnida, Ixodida, Ixodidae.